Messenger RNA from Delphinapterus leucas (beluga whale), 5014 nucleotides. Lineage: Eukaryota; Metazoa; Chordata; Mammalia; Artiodactyla; Monodontidae. The record is from RefSeq and is a predicted model, not a curated record.
AGGCCAAGAGUGGGAGAGCAGGGCAGGUCGUUUCAGAGGGGGUUUGUCUGGGGACACCUCUCAAGGGGGGUGGUAGUUGAAUGGAUUGACGGGAGAGGAAGAGCCUGAGGUAAGAGCAUGUCAGGCAGGAAUAAUCAUAGCAGUGCACCUUGCCUGGAGCUUACUGUGUGUGAGGCCCUCGUCUAAACGCCUAAUGAACUUUUUACAGCCUUCUGAGGUCUGUAUUACUAGCUCCAUUUUUAUCGAUGGGAUUAGGGCCCUUGUAGGCAUGGGGCAGUGAAGAUGCUCCUCGAAGCGUGACGGAAAGCCACAGGGAGGUUUGCAUCACGGGAAUAGCGUCUGACUUCAGUGCUCUUGGAUGGAGAGUUAGCCGGAGAGUUGUGGAGCGGGGAGUGUUGGGAGUGGGGAGAUGGGAGAGUCUUGCUGCCCCCUGGGGAGAGACGGUGGGCGCCUGCACUAGGGAGGUACUGGCGAGGUGAUGGUACGUGGGCAAAGUCGUGGAAAGCUUCUGAAGCCAGGAGUGCUGGUGUGGACUUGCUAGUUGGAGGGUGGGGAAAAGGAAGAAGUGAUGAUUUCUCAGGUUUUAGGCUGGAACAGCUGGAUGGAUAGUGGCGCUGUUUCCCGAGACGAGAGAAAGGGGUUUGGGAAGAAAACCGUGCGUUCUGUUUUGGACGAGUUUUAGAUGCCUGACAGACAUAGUAACAGCAGUACUGGCGCUAGGAAUAACAGUAAGCACCGUGUAAGCGUGAACUGUGUGCCCGAUGGGGUUUUAAGCAUGUUUACACAUGUUAAUUCAUUUAAUCCUUAUAUCACAGCUGUGUGUGCCAGGAGCCCUCAGGGUCCCCACUUUACGCGGGAGAAGACAGAGGCACAGAGAGGUUCAAAGUGACCCGCCUGCUGGCACCCAGCUGGGCAGUGAUGGAGCUGGGAUUCAAACCCCAAGCCGUCUGACUUCCAAGCCCAUGCAGUUUAUCCCUGUAACGCCCUGCAAGUCGACACGUUGAGUAGGCCCUUGGAUGUAUGGAUGUGGAACUCAGGGGAAUGGUCAGGGCUGAAGACACACGUUUGUGUUUCUUAAGAGAAAGCCCUCUUUGGUUCCUCAUUAAGCCUUGAUUGGCAAGGGGAGAAAGGAACACAGGCAGUUGGCGCUGUGCUAACUGGCCUUUCAUUACUUGAUUCCGUUCAGGCAGCCAACAUCCAUCCAGGCUGAGGUUCGUAUCUCUUCUACUUCUCUGUCUCUAGUCCCGAAUCUGGUGCUUGCCAUGGAGUAGAUGUUAGGCAUGACUUUAUAUGCAGGAUAUUGGCUGAGGUUUGGGGAGUUCAGAGAUGAAUAAAACAUAGCUCUCUUUCUGGAGGAGCAGAGUGUGAGGAAGGACCCGUGGGGAUAAAACUAGAGUGGACGGAGCGCACGCUAAUGAGCUCAUCCUGGCCUUCUUGCCGCCCCCGCUCUGCCCCGGACGCUUGAGGGGUGGGGCGGGGCGGGGUCAGAGGAGCAAAAGAAGGCCUGCGCGGUCGCAGGAUGGAUUCGAGGUUCCCCAAGAGUCCUUUUCAAGAAAAGAAUGACUCAGAGCCUUGCCUAGUUUACUAUAUUUGCAGUAGUUUUAUUUGGCAACCGUAUAAUUUUUCCCAAGUGAAAUACAGUUUGAUAUUUGAAUAUCAUGGUGGAGUGAUGAGUUUUUCCAGUUCUGUUACAUCAGUGUUGACAGGGCCAGCUGGUAAAAUAAGGGAGUUGCCUUAAAAUGUUGCAGCUUGCAUAAUAGAGGGCGAUGGAGGGGUUGUGUGAAGUGUUUAGGCAGGUUUCCGCCCGGUUAAGUGAAUCAGGCCAAAGUUCCACACAUCGGAAUGAGUUUGAGUUUCUCUGCGGAUCAUCCCGUUAACACUGAGCUGUAUUUCUUGUCAGAGAAAGAGGAUCUGGUGAUAUUUGUCAUGAGUGGAAUUGUGUGGAACAAUGUGGAAACACAGGAACUUGAACCAUACAUACAAAACUAGGAUUAAAUUAAAAGGAUUUACCAUACAUCUUAUGACUCUUUACUGGAGCCUUGGGAGAUAGAUAUGUUUUCUAUAAGUGGAGCAUAGUUGGAUUUCAUAGUUGGAUUUUUUAACCUAAUGGGAGGAACCUUUGUCUUUUAACAGAUCAAGAUGAAUGUCAUGUCUCAACCAACACUGAAAAUGUGACGUUUAGAAGACAUUUGCUAAGUCAAGUCACCUCAUGUGAAUCGUUGUUCAAGUCAAAGACAUCAUAAUGCAGAGUGCUUCAUCAGUACCACCAAAAGAUCAAGGAGGUGUUUCCCGGCUCACCAGUCCUGUUGAGAAACAGCUGACUCAGAAGAAGUCGGCAUCUCCUGGAAAGACAGCGCGCACAGGUGAAUCAAACAGCCCUCCUGGAACGAUUCAGGGUGGGAAGGGUCUGCAGGGUAAGAGUCAGUUUAGAACCAUCGCUCCAAAACUUGCGCCCCGAGUCCUGGCGCCCAGAGUGGUCCCGGGCCCGGCGCCCUCCCUCUCUGACCACGCGCAUCCAGGCCCCUCCCUCGGCUCGAAGGCCCUGGGGCUGCCCCCCCAGAAUUACGCGCUGAUGCAGGUGGCCGGCCAGGAAGGGACCUUCUCUCUCGUCGCUCUGCCACACGUCGCCUCGGCUCAGCCACUCCAGAAACCCAGACUGCCUCUGCCCAAGAACCUGAAGCUGCCCAUCCCCCGGUACCAACGCCCAGGACAUAGCAAAGGAGCCAGAAAGAAACCGGGGUUCAGCUCCUCCGACAGGGGCUGUAGCCAAGCUCCCGCCCAAACCCAAGCGGCCCCUCCCCUGCCUGAGCAUCCCGAGGCCCCGCACAAGCCCAGCCCACCCAAGCCGGCGCUGGCGCCCGGCCAGGCCCCGGCCUCGCUGACCAGUGGGGGUGGCCAUGGAGACCCUGGGCCCCCAGGGACCAGCGACCAUGGAGGUCGGGACCCUCCCACUGCCCCAGCGCUGUCCACACCGGAGGAGCCCUUUGCCGAGCGGGGCCUCCCGAAGAGUUCAGGGAGAGCAGGCGUUGCAGGCAAGAAGCCCUCCAGGAAGCCUGCUGUCGCCAGGGGAGAACUUAGAGAACAGGUCGACCCUGCCAGGGCCGCGACCCAUUUGUCGCCAGGCGUUAUUGGAAACGCGGUUCAGGUGGUCCCUUCCAUCCCCAGAGGUAAACUGCCCAUCCUGCCCUACUCAAGAACGAGGGCGUCGCAAGUUUACAAAGGCGGAGCAGCUGUGAACGUUGCAGAUGUUUCUCUCCCUGGGCUCAGGGCAGCCAGUGAUAAGACCUCGUCCAUCCCGGAGGGCUUCUGUUCGGCCCCGCAGGUGGCCGACAGGGCACCUGCCCCACAGGCGUCGAGGCAGAGCCCCUUUGACAGGGCCUACUGUCCGGCCACCAAAGCCGACCUCAACCACAAAACAAAACCGAACGGCGGGGCAGCCAAGAGAAGAGGAAGAAAACGGAAGGUCCCGGAUGAACUUCUGACAUUUCAGGGUAAAAGGAGGAAAUGUGUCAGUAAUAAGUGUAAAGAUGGCAAAGAAAGAGCCAAAGCCGAUCCCCAGGAAUCCAGGGACCAAAAACCUGGGGCUGUGAAAAAAUACCGUAGCAUCAUGCCCAAACCUGUCCUGGUCCUGCCGGCCCUGGCUCCCCUGGCCUCGCCCACGGCCACGUUACAGCCCCCGGCGCCCGGCAGCCGGGAGCACGCGUCGUUCAAUCACUCCCUCGCCGCCCCCAAGCAUCUGGGCUGCAGGCAGGACGACGGCCCCUCCCCGAAGCCCGGCUUGGCCUUUAGAAAUGGGUUCUCCGGCCUCAAGAAGCCUUCGCACGGAUGCCACGUGUGCGAGCACGCCUUCCAGCCCAAGCAGCACCUCCGCGAGCGCGCCAACACGCACAGCGACAGCCGGCCCUACAGCUGCCGGCUCUGCCGCAAAGCCUACGUGCGGCCGGGCAGCCUGAGCGCACACGUGCGGCUGCAUCACGGCGACUCCCGGCCCAGGAGGCUCGUGUGCUGCGAAUUCUGCGCGAAGGUGUUCGGCCACGUCAGAGUCUACUUCGGCCACCUGAAAGAGGUGCACGGGGUGGCCGUGAGCACCGAGCCCUCCCCCUGCGAGCCGCAGCUGCAGCCGGGGGACUUGCUGAGGACCAGGGAGCAGACUGCCCGAGGGAUGGAGGGACCGGUGGACAGGGAGACCAAGUCCAGCCUGGAAGAAGACCUCCUUCUAAACCAGGCUGAUGAGGUCAAAUUCCAGAUCAGAUGUGGCCGCUGUCAGAUCACUGCCCAGUCUUUUGCUGAAAUCAAGUUCCACCUGCUUGACGUUCAUGGAGAGGAAAUCCAGGGCCAGUUGCAAGAGGAGCUCUCACCCUCCCCAGGAAGCAGGGGAGCUCAGGGAGAACUGGUUCAACAGGCUGCUCCUUUCUGGAAACAUCCUGAGAGAAGAAAGCAGCUUAAGCACUGUCCCUUGGAUGGGGAACUCUGUGCAGUCCCCAGACUGAAAAAGCAACUCUACCUCCGUCAUCAGAAUGAUGUGGAGAUACUUGCGAAACGUGAAGGAGCCCAGCCAGGACCCAGUGAGCCCGGAGGACACCCCCAGGGCCCCGAGGGUCCCGGCCCCGACGCUGCCCUCUCCCCGCCCCGGCCUGGCUUUCGCUGCGUCCUUUGUGCACAGACGCUGGGAAGGAAGGAAGAGCUGCUCCUGCAUUGGGAAGAGCGCCACAAGUGCGAGGACCCUCUGAAACUCUGGACGGUUCUCAGCACGCUCUCCAGCCAGGGGGUCAUCGAACCUUCCAGCGAGACCGGAAAAUGAGACAGGGAGCCGGGGGGUAAGGGGAGGUUUUCUCUCCGCUUCCUCUGUUCCAUGGUGGUGCUUAAUACCAAAAAUCAAGCAGGUUAGGAUCAGCGCUAAUGAGCACAGUGAGCUUUGUACAGUUUUAUUUUAUUAUGAAAUAUAUAUGUACGGGCCUUCCCUGGUGGCGCAGUGGUUGGGAGUCCGCCUGCCGACGCAGGGGACGCGGGUUCG